AGGGCUCGAGAGCUUCCUAAAGGUGGCGAGGCUCGCCGACUACGGGAUCAACUACGCCGUCGUCUCGAUCAUGGGGCCUCAGAGCAGUGGAAACACUUCGGAACCAUGAAAGUUAGGGAAAACGCCUGGACUCUCUGAAAUUAUCCCUGUCAAGUGUCUUCUAUACCUCUAAAAACGUAGAAGUUGCGGAAGGUGAUUUAAUGGAGAGGACGAGUGUUAUUGACGCGGUUGAUUGACUGCGGUGGCGUCUUCAACGUUCGAAGAGUGGAUGAUACUUUUUUUCUUGAAGGUUUCCUUUCAUAAAGGAAAAAGCACCUUGCUGAACCAUCUUUUCGGGACCAACUUUAGAGAGAUGGAUGCCUUAAAGGGAAGGAACCAAACCACUAAAGGCAUCUGGAUUGCAAAAGCUCGGGGAAUCGAGCCUUGCACAAUUGUCAUGGAUUUAGAGGGUACUGAUGGGAGAGAAAGAGGGGAGGAUGACACAGCAUUUGAGAAGCAAAGUUCUCUUUUUGCUCUGGCAAUAUCAGACAUUGUUCUAAUCAACAUGUGGUGCCAUGACAUUGGCCGGGAGCAGGCUGCUAACAGGCCACUUCUGAAAACAGUAUUUCAGGUCAUGAUGCGAUUAUUCAGUUCUCAGAAAACGACAUUGCUAUUUGUUGUUCGUGACAAAACAAAGACUCCAUUUGAACGCUUAGAACCUAUUUUAAGGGAGGAUGUACAGAAGAUUUGGGAUACUGUUUCAAAGCCCCAGGCCUACAAGGACACUGCAUUGAGUGAAUUUUUUAAUGUUGAGGUCACUGCUUUGGCCAGCUAUGAAGAGAAAGAAGAGUUAUUUAAGAAGCAGGUUGCUCAACUGAGGCAGCGUUUUCUCAAUUCAAUAGCUCCUGGAGGUCUUGCUGGUGAUAGACGAGGUGUUAUUCCUGCUUCAGGAUUUUCUUUCAGUGCACAACAGAUUUGGAAGGUUAUAAGGGAAAAUAAGGAUCUUGAUAUUCCUGCUCACCAGGUAAUGGUUGCAACUGUUCGCUGUGAAGAGAUUGCAAACGAAAAACUAAGACAUUUGACCUCUGAUGAGGCUUGGUUGGAGCUGGAGGGAGCUAUUCGAUCUGGCCCAGUGUCAGGGUUCGGGAAAAAACUUGGUUCCAUCCUGGAUGCUUAUCUUUCAGCAUAUGAUAUGGAGACCCUUCACUAUGAUAAAGGUGUUCGGAAAGCAAAACGGCAACAACUGGAAUCUGAAGCACUGAAACUUGUGCAUCCUGCAUUUCAAACAAUGCUCGGACACUUGCGGUCUAAAGCGCUUGAACAGUUCAAAAUUGAUAUUGAACAAUCUUUACAAAACGGGAAAGAAUUUGCAGUUUCAGUUCGUGAGUGUACCAAGUCUUCAAUGCUUGAAUUUGAUAAAGGUUUUGCAGAUGUGGCAAUAAAGCAGGCUAAUUGGGAUGCUACAAAAGCUAUGGAGAAGCUCCGUCGCGAUAUAGAAGCUCAUGCUGACUCUCUUCGUCGUGCGAAAUUGUCCAAACUUAAAGAUGAUUAUGAGAACAAACUGACUGAAGCACUUGCAGCACCAGUAGAGUCCUUGUUUGAUACUGGAGGAAAGGAUACUUGGGCAUCCAUAAGAAAACUUUAUAAGCGAGAGACGGAGAAUGCUAUAUCUUGGCUCUCAACAUCCCUUCGAGGGUUUGAACUUGACCGGGUCACUUUAGAUUCAAUGGUAACAGAUCUGAGAAACUAUGCUAGAGGUAUAGUGGGAAAAAAGGCGAAGGAAGAAGCUGGAAAAGUUUUGAUGCGCAUGAAGGAUAGGUUCUCAAAUGUAUUUAGCCAUGAUAAUGAUUCUAUGCCUAGAGUCUGGACUGGAAAGGAAGAUAUUAGGGCUAUUGCUAGGGACGCUCGUGCUGCGGCACUGAACGUUCUCUGUACAUUGGUGGCUAUACGUUUGGAUGGGAAAACAGAUAAGAUUGAAAAUAUUCUUUAUUCUACUCUUUUGGAUGGCGCAGUUAAGAAGUCUGGAAGCAUGGAAGGAUUGGCAGAUCCAUUAUCCUCAAGCACAUGGGAGGAGGUUAGCCCGAAGGAUGUACUGAUACCACCUGUACAAUGCAAAUCUAUAUGGAGACAGUUCAAUGCAGAAACUGAGUACACUAUCGCACAGGCGAUUUCCGCGCAGGAAGCUCAUAGGCGCAACAACAAUUGGUUACCUCCUCCAUGGGCUAUUCUUGCAAUUGCGAUCCUUGGUUUCAAUGAAUUUAUGAUGCUUCUCAGAAAUCCUCUAUACCUCAUGGUAAUUUUCGUUCUUUAUUUACUGACCAAGGCCAUCUGGGUACAACUUGACAUCGCUCAAGAGUUUCGUCAUGGCAUGCUCUCUGGGCUUCUUGUAUUGUCAUCAAGAUUUAUUCCAACUGUUAUGAACAUCCUGGGAAAAAUUGUUGAUGAGGGACAAACGCGACAGCAGACCCCACAACAUUCACAACUAUAUCCAUCGGUGAGCUCACAGAAUUUACAGAGCCAGACAUUGAGGCAAGCCACAGUAUCUGACUCACUGCCUGCAUCAUGCUCUUCAUCCGCAAUUUCUUCAGACAGUGAUAUUGAGCACUGAAGAUCUUUAAAAGGAGAGAAACUGGAGGAUAUUGAUUGAAGAAUCCAGUACGCCUGAUUCCAUGAUCUUCCAUGAGAAACUUAAAUGUUCUUUUUUACGUGUGGCUCUUGUUUGCUGGGGAUGAAAAGAGGUACCUCUCAAUUCCCUCCUGUAAUUAAGUUGACAGUAUCCUUAUCCUUUAACUAUUUGUUUUUUUAGAUUAUAUCCCUUUAGAUUGAAGAAAAUGGGGAUGACACUCUUUUUUCCUCCGCGCAAUAAAUACUGUAAAUUAUCACUGUACAGUAUACAAACUGCAACAGUUUAGUAGUCUUUCUGUAUGGAAUUUGAGUUAAAAGCAUAGAGAAUGUACAGGAUGCUGGUUUCACUGGUGUAGGUAGUGGUAUAAAUGGUUCUAUUGUUUGCGGACA
Molecule: messenger RNA, 2994 nt
Organism: Asparagus officinalis (garden asparagus)
Lineage: Eukaryota; Viridiplantae; Streptophyta; Magnoliopsida; Asparagales; Asparagaceae
Product: protein ROOT HAIR DEFECTIVE 3 homolog 2-like
Exons: 23
Coding region: 269-2587 (772 amino acids)
Biological process (GO): endoplasmic reticulum membrane fusion
Cellular component (GO): endoplasmic reticulum
Molecular function (GO): GTP binding; GTPase activity
Source: RefSeq, a predicted model, not a curated record